AUGUCCGCCACAAUGAGAUCAGCUCGUCUGGUGCGCAACACCUCCGCCUUGCGCCCGGCGCUGACCGCUCGUACUCGUGCGAGUGCUCUUGGACCGGCUCCUCUGGCUGCGGCCACCAGCGUCCUCUUCAACGGUCGCGGAAUCCCCUCGCAGGUUUCUGCUCUUGCGAUUCUGAUCCCCCAACAGCGUGGAUACGCCACCGAGCACAAUACGACCAACUCUCAGUCGUCAUACCCCCCUCCCGGCUUCAAUGCCGAACAAGCCAAGAAGCCGCUCCCCCAGGACCAAGCUCAAUCUCCAUCGACUACCCAAUCGAAGCAGAAUGUGACUCCUGCGGCCAAGGUGCCUGCGCGCGAGGUGUCUGGCAAGCCUGUUGCGACUGAGGAGGACAAAAAUGUGGCUGAGGCGAAAAAGGAGGCCAAGAAGCUGACCAUUGGUCAGAAGAUCAAGAAGGAGGUUCAGCACUACUGGGAUGGCACCAAGCUGCUUGCUACAGAGGUCAAGAUUAGCUCACGCUUGGCAUUGAAGAUGGCAGCUGGUUAUGAACUCAGCCGCAGGGAACACCGUCAGCUCCAACGUACCACCAAGGACCUGGGACGAUUGGUGCCUUUCUCGAUGUUCGUCAUCGUUCCCUUCGCCGAACUCCUACUUCCGAUCGCCCUGAAGAUCUUUCCCAACAUGCUGCCCAGCACCUACGAGGGCCAGAAGGCCCGCGAGACCAAGGCCCUGAACCUGAGCUCCACCCGUAAGGAGGUUUCGAGCUUCCUUCGCAACACACUCCGUGAGACCGGUCUGCCGUUGACUGCCGCCACCGUUAAGAACGAGGAAUUCGCAGACUUCUUCCGCAAGAUCCGGACUACCGGCGAGUCCCCCUCCACCGAGGAUGUCAUUAAGGUGUGCAAGAUCUUUAAGGAUGAUCUGACCCUGGACAACCUCUCGCGGCCCCAGUUGGUCGCUAUCUGCCGCUACAUGAACCUGAACUCGUUCGGUACCGACGCCAUGCUCCGCUACAACAUCCGUCACCGCAUGCGCCAGAUCAAGCGCGAUGACCGCGCCAUCUUCUACGAGGGCGUCCACUCGCUUUCCGUCCCCGAACUGCAGAUGGCCAGUGCCUCCCGUGGUAUCCGCACCCAUGGCGUCUCUCCUGCCCGCCUCCGCGAGGAUCUCUCGAUGUGGCUUGACCUCCGUCUUAAGCAGGGCGUCCCCUCCACCCUGCUUGUCCUGAGCAACGCAUACAUGUACACCCAGGGCGGCAAGGAGUCUGAGAUGGCCUCCCAGGUUGACGCCCUCAAGUCUGUGCUCUCCAGUAUCCCUGAGGAACUCUUCCACGAGAUCGAGCUCGAGGUUCACAAUGCCGAGGGUGCUGCUACCAACAAGCAGCGUCUGGAGGUCAUUAAGGAGCAAGAAGAGCUGAUCGAGGAGGAGAACGAGCAGAACAGCGAGAACGAGGGCAAGGGCGUCUCUGCUCCAAAGGACAUCGAGGAUAUUGAUGACAAGGAGGAGACCAAGGUUGAGGCUGCCGACAGCAAUGCUAAUCAGUCUGCCGAGGCUAACGAGGCUCUGAAUGAAGGUGCCAAGGCUGAGCCUACUCCUGCCAAGGAGGAGAAGAAGAGCUCCUAG
Molecule: messenger RNA, 1620 nt
Organism: Penicillium argentinense
Lineage: Eukaryota; Fungi; Ascomycota; Eurotiomycetes; Eurotiales; Aspergillaceae
Product: MRS7 family protein
Exons: 3
Coding region: 1-1620 (539 amino acids)
Biological process (GO): intracellular monoatomic cation homeostasis
Cellular component (GO): mitochondrial inner membrane
Molecular function (GO): ribosome binding
Source: RefSeq, a predicted model, not a curated record